Malus domestica (apple) is the source of this 964-nucleotide messenger RNA. The record is from RefSeq and is a predicted model, not a curated record. Lineage: Eukaryota; Viridiplantae; Streptophyta; Magnoliopsida; Rosales; Rosaceae.
ACGUGAUGAAUUGGUGAUAAGAGAGUAUCUCUCGUCUUAUUGAACUCUGCUUUAUCUCACCAAAAUCUUAUGACCAUAAGUUCAUAUUCUAGAAAUUAUAUGCACAUAGAGAGCGGUGAUAUUUUUUUUUUUUGGGAAACCAUAGAGAGCGGUGAUUGGCACUUCAAGAAAAUUAUUCUACAAUUGUUCACACGUAAUUCUUCGAAGUGUUUUUAUUAGAAGGAACGGGUGCAUUGUGAAGUGCAGAUAACAGCUCCCAUACAGAUGAAGCCUCUAUAUAAAGCCUCUUGAGAGACAUUCUACAAAGCAUCCAUUUGUUAUUAGCUUUCUUGUCCUGCAAACCAAAUGGUGAGAAACAAUUGAAAUGGGAAGGCAAGGCAAGUGCAGAGCUAAAAGGCCCCAAAGCAGAGCAAAUUUGGCCUCUUUUGGAGACUUCUUUGGCUUGCACAAGUGGUUCCCAACUCUCACAACUUGCCUUGGUGUUGAAGGCACACAGGGGGUAGCUGGGUGCUUGCGGUUCUGUGCUGGAGUCAAGACUCCGGUUGAUCAUAAAAGUGACCAGAACCAAGACCAAGAGAAGGUGAACUGGACUAAGCAGAAGCUGCUGAGUAUAGACCCAGCAAAAAUGACAUAUAGUUACUCUAUCAUAGAUGGGAAUAUUGGGUUUAACUCGUACAUUUCGACCGUUCAAGUGGUGCUGAAGGACGCCGGGUGUAUGAUUGUGUGGAAGUAUGAAGUUGAACCAGUGGAGGGAUUGAGGCUGGAGGAUCUGGACCUGCUCAUUGGCACUGGUUUGCAAGUCAUGGCUAGCAGAAUGGAAGCCUCUCUUGAACUCCAAGUUGAAUAAUUGGAAACACAAAAGUGAUUUGGUAGAGAGAAUGGCAAGUGAUUUGUAUAACCCUGCAAUAAAACCGGCAACAAAAUCCAGUAAGGUUGAUAAGUUGUCGGACUUGUAGCUCUAGUC